AUGAAUAUUAACAAUGAGGCAAGUAACACAAGGGCAAUGCAACUACAUACCUUAAAUAAACUUGUAAGUGAGAAGAAAAAUGCGAACGAAAUGGUUGAAAUAAGUUUGGAGUCAAAUAUAAAUAUGAGUGAAAGCUUUAUGUUGAAUUGUAAAGGCGAACUUGAUAAGGCAAUUAGUAUCUUUGAGGAAAGUAGAGAAAUUAUUUAUAGUGAUGUGGACGAGCAAAUGAUAAUCAAAAUAAGCUUUAUUGAACCCGUCUCAAUCACUAAAUUUGGAAUUCAAGCUUUGGAAAUUCAAAAUGAAACUGAAAAAUAUGAGAUUAAGGAUCAACCGGAGUUAGAUGUGGCAGAAUUGAGCAAACCCAGAUUGGCAAAGCUGUACGUGAAUUCUCCUCUUGCAGACUUUGGUGAAAUUGAAGAUUUGACUCCAUCUUUUACCAAGGUUUUUACUAAUCAAGAAUUACAAGAGUUUUCAAUUUUUACAUUACCUGGGUCAAAAUUUCACAGGUUAAAGCACCUGACGAUAUUCAUAGAAGAAAAUCAGGAUUGUAAGGAGAAAACAUACUUUAAUAAAAUAAAGCUUUUAGGAUAUAUAAUACCUUCAUGA
Cryptosporidium ubiquitum is the source of this 606-nucleotide messenger RNA. Its product is annotated as thioredoxin. Bases 1 to 606 code for a protein of 201 amino acids. NCBI's taxonomy places the organism in Eukaryota, Apicomplexa, Conoidasida, Eucoccidiorida, Cryptosporidiidae. The record is from RefSeq and is a predicted model, not a curated record. The transcript has a single exon.